Hyaloscypha bicolor E is the source of this 1020-nucleotide messenger RNA. RefSeq names its product ankyrin. The coding region runs from base 88 to 933 and encodes 281 amino acids. Gene Ontology annotation, molecular function: protein binding. Gene Ontology annotation, cellular component: cytoplasm; nucleus. The transcript has a single exon. The record is from RefSeq and is a predicted model, not a curated record. NCBI's taxonomy places the organism in Eukaryota, Fungi, Ascomycota, Leotiomycetes, Helotiales, Hyaloscyphaceae.
UCACUUCGUCUGUUUUCUGCAGCGCUAAUUGACCAAUGCAACAGAAACACAGCUUCUGCGUCCUCCUCUGUUGGAUAUGAGUAUGGCAUGUUGGCGGCAAAGCUUGAGAGUCCUGGAUCAUCCACUGUCGCACCUACUCAUCCCCCACCUCAACCACUGCACCCCAGUGCCUUUCCGUCGGGCCCAUCGCAGGGAGGGGCUCAAGCAUAUAAUCCUACGUACCAGACUCCUCAACCCCCUGCGGGUCCGCCACCGGGUUGGCAAGGGAUUCCUCCUCCUCAGCAACCACAGCCUGCCCAGCCCGUCCAAAGAAAACCUAUAGCUCCGUCCGGCUCACCUCCUGGACUUGCCAUUGUUGGAGCCGAGCAGAAAAAUACACCACCCCCAACCGGCCCUCCUGGAGUCACAGUUCAUGCCGAGUCGGAUCCGAAAACUCCCACUGCGCUAUCCGAGCAACCACCCCCGGCAUCAACCAUCUCCGACAUUGUAACUCCUUCGCUGUCUGAAAUGACGAUAACAGACAAAGGCCCCACUGACCCAUGGAAGAUAGUCCGAGUAAACGCUGAUCCAUCCAAAAUGCCUCGAAGAACACCCCCUCAAACAGUGAGCACAAAUGUCGCUUUGGCAAGAACACUUGUGAGCGCAGUCUCCACUAGCAAGCACAGCAUGGUAGAGCAACUGCUCAACCGCGGAGUUUCGCCAAAUCUCGAGGGUGACAGGAUUGCUCUGGUUGAAGCUGUGGCUCAGAAUGACCUGACGAGCUUGAGACUCCUUCUCGAAUUCGGCGCUGAUCCAAAUCUCAAACCUACUGAUGGUUUUCCCGCACUCCGCUACGCAUGUCAGCGUGGUCAAGAAGAAGCAGCUAGGCUAUUGCUGUCGUAUGGGGCUGAUCCUAAUAUCAAAAGUAAGGGUUCUCUAUUUGUUCGUUCCUGAUCUUGAUCUUCUCGGUCAUUUCUACUGUCCCCUUCCACUAGCCAUUCGAAAUAUCCGCGGAAACUCUUUUAAAUGAGCUGACUUUUU